This is a messenger RNA of Cantharellus anzutake, 1642 nucleotides long. RefSeq lists its product as uncharacterized. Lineage: Eukaryota; Fungi; Basidiomycota; Agaricomycetes; Cantharellales; Hydnaceae. The record is from RefSeq and is a predicted model, not a curated record. The annotation marks the transcript as partial. The transcript is spliced from 2 exons.
GCUUUCUUCGUGCGGAAAUUUCCACCUCGUCACCAGCCCCUUGUCUCAACACUAUAAGAAUUUGGUUUGGGCAUACCUUUUCGCGGAUUGAAAUUCACUAUACAUGGAUAGGUGGUGACUUGAACAUUGGUCACAGUCCGAGAUUGAGAGCACACCGUUGAUCAGUAAAGCAAAAUACCCUUCUGUCCGGAGCAUAUUGUUUUCAACUGGUCGCUCUCUGGGAUUGAAGCACCGCCUUAGCACACCUAGCCGCGCUGAGGACUUGGAAUGCAGAACUCAAGCAAUGGCGCAGCGGGCGCAUCUUUGGCACAGAAGCAGCUUCACCCAAUCCCCUCACCCAAUGGCCCCGUUUCUUCCGGACAAUCCAUCCCCCACCAGCCUUCAGAUUGGUCACCACGACCGGCUACAUCACCAUUAAGCAAAGCCCGUUUGUCGCAGCACCCGGUGUCUUCAAGUGCGAACAAUCAUGCUCUGAACGCGCCCAAUCCUCUUUUAGACCCAAGGGUUCCCUCAGGCGUGGACAAUUCUCAGCGUCCUCGCUCAGACAUCCUCGGCGUCAGGACGUCCAGCGAAAACACCGCCGUGUCCAUCUUCUCAAUGUAUGUCGACCAUGACACCGUUCCCGACGCCCCCGAAAGUGUUUCAGCGCCUCAUGGGUCCCGACUUUCAUCCGGCAAUCAUGCUGUGCGCCCUCCAUCUCGCAUUUUGGAUCGGCUUGCAUCGACCCUCCGUUCCUCCGUUGAAAGCAGUAAAACGCCUAGCGAUCGCCCACAAAGCCAAAAUUCCACGGCAGGACUUGCAUAUCUUGAUGGAAUUUCUGGCACAGAACUGCUCUCUUUUAAGCCCUUGCACAGCCCCCCAAUCAGCGAUACUCUCCCGAUUUCUUCUACCUCAGCCAACUUUGAAAGUGCUGUGACGAUAGCCAUAAAUGGGCCGCAAACUCCGACGUCUGAUGACGGCGAUUCUUUCUUCUGUCCACCAUUCCCCUCGAUUCCUUCCCAUUCAACUACAGCUAAGGGCCCAAUGAUGCGUCCAUCGUCGCGCUCUUCCCGAGUAAAGAGUCAGGACGCUCAAGCAUCCAUCUCUUCUCCAGAUAUACUGGCCUCGCAAGAGAGCGGGUCUCGGCCUCGCCUAUCUUCAACUUCAGCACGCCCCUCCUCGUCCACAAGUGACCCCCGGCAUCCCUCUUCUUCCUCCAUUCAUGGGCAUAUCGACUCAACGAACCUGUAUGCAGGUGCUCCGACGAUAGCGUUUACACAUUUAUCGCCUGACAAAGGGUCGGCCACAGCGUCGGCGAAGUCGGCAUCCAUACUUUCUCAGCCCCCCUCCCAUAGGGGUGCAGACGAAGAAGCUGAUGCGGAAUACGUGAGAAAUGUAUAUGCGCGGUUUGAUGCAUUGGGUGGCGUUCCAGGGGAUGGGUUUGAAGAAGGUGUCGAACGUACCCGUGCCAGACUUCCUAGUGCCGUGGGAGUCACGUACUCCGACGAGGUGGGCGUUGUCAAAGGAGCCAACAUUUCUGAAAGGGAAGAGCAACGGCUACGUAACGUGGACCGCUAUGGGUUCUUCACUGACUCCAAGUCGUCCCAUCAUGACUCACGGCUAACUCUGCUUCCAACCGCCCCUUUCACCCGGAGGAUUAAAC